UUGCAGGUCAGGAGGGAUGCGAGGUGGGCAGCGCUUCCGCACGUGGGAAUUGACGGCUGGACACGUGUCUUUCCUAAAAGAUGAGGAUUCUUUGGCCCUGGAGGAAGAUCUGGGCUGGGAAGAGCCAUCUCUGCAGGACCUACAGGGCAGGUGCUCUCCCCUCCUACAUCGACGAGCGUUUGGCCCUUUAUGAGAGGCUCAGAUCCGCCGCUGCGGAGCGCUGCGCUGAGCGAACCCGUAAAGAGAAGCGUCCGAUUUGGAUUUCCCUGCCAGGCAGCAAACAAAUUGAAGGAGAGGCCUGGGCAUCCACGCCGUACCAGGUGGCCUUGCAGAUCAGCCAGAGUCUGGCCAAGCGGGCAGUGACGGCACGGGUGAACGGGCACUUGCAUGACCUGGACCGCCCGCUGGAGGCCGACGCCACCGUGGAAUUCGUGGAUUUUGAUUCUCAGGCGGGGCAAGCGCUCUUCUGGCAUUCCAGUGCCCACAUCCUUGGGGCCGCUGCUGAGCGUUUCUACGGCGCCCUCCUGUGUCACGGCCCCAGCACUGAAAAUGGCUUCUUCUAUGACAUGUACCUGGAUCAGAAAAGGACUGUGUCUGGGAAGGACCUGCCAGCGUUGGAGGAGAUUUGCCGGGCGAUCAUUGCAGAGAAUCUCCCCUUCGAGCGGCUGGAGGUGUCCCGGGAGGAUCUGACGGAGCUCUUCAAGCACAACCAAUUCAAACUGCAGAUCAUCCAGGAGAAAGUCACGUCUCCGACCGCCACUGUGUACAGAUGCGGGCCCUUCAUCGACCUCUGCCGCGGGCCCCACGUCAGGCACACGGGGGAGAUCCGCGCACUGAAGCUGCUAAAGAACUCCUCUGCCUCUUGGCAAGGAGACCCCUCCAGGGAAUCGCUGCAGCGCAUCUACGGCAUCUCCUUCCCCAGCCCCAAGCAGCUGGCUGAGUGGGAACGCGCCCAAGAGGACGCCGUACUGCGGGACCAUCGGCGGAUUGGCAAGCACCAAGAGCUUUUCUUCUUCCACGAUCUGAGUCCUGGGAGCUGCUUCUUCCUCCCCAAAGGUGCCCACAUCUACACCACCCUCGUGGAUUUUAUUAAGAGUGAAUAUCUGAAGCGUGGAUUUUCCGAGGUGAUCACCCCCAACAUUUUCAACGCCAAGCUUUGGGAAGCCUCCGGUCACUGGCAACACUACGCAGAGAGCAUGUUCACCUUCCGGGUGGAGGACGAGGCCUUCGCCCUCAAACCCAUGAACUGCCCCGGCCACUGUCUUAUGUUCGGCCACCGUCCCCGAUCCUGGAGGGAGCUGCCCCUCCGGCUGGCCGACUUCGGCGUCCUGCAUCGUAACGAGCCCUCGGGAGCCUUGACCGGGCUGACGCGGGUCCGUCGGUUCCAGCAAGACGACGCCCACAUCUUCUGCUCCAUGGAUCAGCUGGAAGGCGAAAUCGGAAGCUGUCUGGACUUCCUUCAAGCCGUAUACUCCGUCUUUGGAUUCACGUUCCGCUUCUUCCUCUCCACCCGCCCCGAAAAAUUUCUGGGGGAGCCUCAUCUUUGGGAUCGGGCUGAGCAGCUGCUGGAGAAGAGCCUCCAGGACUUCGGUCUGCCAUGGGAAGUCAACCCCGGCGAUGGAGCCUUCUACGGGCCAAAGGUUGACAUUCAGAUCAAAGACGCGUUGGGCCGGUACCACCAGUGUGCCACGAUUCAGCUGGAUUUCCAGAUGCCCAUCCGGUUCGACCUUUCCUUCGUGAGCAAAGAUGGCGGAACGCCGGAGAGACCCGUGAUGAUCCACCGGGCGGUACUUGGCUCCGUUGAAAGGAUGAUGGCUGUGCUGGCUGAGAACUACGGUGGGAAGUGGCCCUUCUGGCUGUCCCCGUUCCAAAUCAUGGUGAUCCCAGUUAGCCCAGAUGUGGAGGGCUACGCUCAUGAGGUCCACCGGUUCUUCUGCCAGACGGGGUUCAUGACGGACGUCAACGUUGAUUCGGGGUCGACCCUCAACCGCAAAAUCCGGAACGCCCAGCUGGCCCAGUACAACUUCCAGUUUGUGGUCGGCCAGAAGGAGAUGGCCAACCGCACCGUCAACAUCCGCAGCCGUGACACCGGCCAGCACGGCCAGUGGGAUUUGCACAAGGCCCUGCACAGGCUCCGGGAACUCCGGGACGCUCGGGUCGGAAACGCCGAGGAGCUCUUCUGAGGCCGUCGCGUGCCCCUCGCUGGCCGGGGAACCGGAGGUGUGCGUGCAAGAACGGUUCAGUGAGCCAAAGAAGGGGCGAUCCUUUCCCUGUGGACAUUGGGGCGCAGGAGAGAAAUGCUUAUGGUUUCCUGCCUGUCUCGUACCUCGUGGCAUCUCAAGCUGCUAGUCCUCACCAACUGCAUCUCGGCCAAGAAGCAGCUGCAAUAACUGGGAGGCCGGGCCCUCCUGUGAGACAGGAGUCUUGUUUGUCCGGCUUCUGACCCCUCUGCAGGCCAGAACCUGUCCUGACUCGGCACCAAAACCCUGAAUACUUUGCUGGCCUUCGGGGGUCAUUGGUGGAGCGGUAUGUACGGCAACGACUAGGCCAGCUCUUGACACAGAGGCAGGAGGGGACCUCGCUUCUCAGGAACGGAUCUUCAUGGAAACGUGUCCUUGGCGGGAGGCCCGGCUUUUCCAGGUGGUUUGUCUACCUGCCUUUCGCGGUCACCGUCUGGUCCGCAGGGGCCUGUAAUUAAAAUACUUCUUCCUCGAGUAA
Molecule: messenger RNA, 2718 nt
Organism: Elgaria multicarinata webbii
Lineage: Eukaryota; Metazoa; Chordata; Lepidosauria; Squamata; Anguidae
Gene: TARS2
Product: threonyl-tRNA synthetase 2, mitochondrial
Exons: 18
Coding region: 81-2183 (700 amino acids)
Biological process (GO): threonyl-tRNA aminoacylation
Cellular component (GO): cytoplasm
Molecular function (GO): ATP binding; threonine-tRNA ligase activity
Source: RefSeq, a predicted model, not a curated record